GCUAGGACCAGGCUACAGAACCAUGAGCCAGGACAGCAAAGUGAAGACAACAGAGUCCAGCCCCACAGCCCCAACCAAACCCAGGAAGAGGCUGCCCGUCCUAGACCCGUCUGGGGAUUAUUACUACUGGUGGCUGAACACGAUGGUCUUCCCAGUCAUGUAUAACCUCAUCAUCAUUGUGUGCAGAGCGUGCUUUCCUGACUUGCAGCACAGUUACCUGGUGGCCUGGUUCGUGCUGGACUACACAAGUGACUUGCUGUACCUACUAGACAUUGGGGUGCGCUUCCACACAGGAUUCCUAGAGCAGGGCAUCCUGGUGGUGGACAAAGGAAUGAUCGCCAGUCGCUACGUCCGCACCUGGAGCUUCCUAUUGGACCUGGCUUCCCUGGUCCCCACAGACGCAGCCUACGUCCGGCUAGGCCCCCACAUCCCCACGCUCAGGCUAAACCGCUUUCUCCGAGUACCCCGUCUCUUCGAGGCCUUUGACCGCACAGAGACCCGCACAGCUUACCCAAACGCCUUCCGCAUCGCCAAGCUGAUGCUCUACAUCUUUGUUGUCAUCCACUGGAACAGCUGCUUGUAUUUUGCCCUGUCUAGGUACCUGGGCUUCGGACGGGAUGCGUGGGUGUACCCAGACCCUGCGCAGCCGGGCUUUGAGACCCUGCGGCGCCAGUAUCUCUACAGCUUCUACUUCUCUACUCUGAUCCUGACCACUGUGGGCGACACACCACUGCCAGCCAGGGAGGAAGAGUAUCUCUUCAUGGUGGGUGACUUCCUGCUGGCCGUCAUGGGUUUCGCCACCAUCAUGGGGAGCAUGAGCUCUGUCAUUUACAACAUGAACACUGCAGAUGCAGCCUUCUACCCAGACCAUGCUCUCGUGAAGAAGUACAUGAAGCUGCAGCAUGUCAACCGGAGGCUGGAGCGCCGCGUGAUUGACUGGUACCAGCAUCUGCAGAUCAACAAGAAGAUGACCAAUGAGGUAGCCAUCUUGCAGCACUUGCCUGAGCGGCUUCGGGCAGAGGUUGCUGUGUCCGUGCACCUGUCUACCCUGAGCCGAGUACAGAUCUUCCAGAGCUGUGAAGCCAGCCUGCUGGAAGAGCUGGUGCUGAAGCUCCAGCCCCAGACCUACUCGCCAGGCGAGUACGUGUGCCGCAAAGGGGACAUCGGCCGAGAGAUGUACAUCAUCCGCGAGGGCCAGCUGGCCGUGGUGGCAGACGACGGGGUCACACAGUAUGCUGUGCUUGGCGCGGGGCUCUACUUCGGGGAGAUCAGUAUCAUCAACAUCAAAGGGAACAUGUCUGGAAACCGGCGAACAGCCAACAUCAAGAGCCUAGGCUAUUCGGACCUGUUCUGCCUCAGCAAGGAGGAUCUGCGGGAGGUGCUGAGUGAGUAUCCACAGGCCCAGGCCGUCAUGGAGGAGAAAGGCCGGGAGAUACUGCUCAAAAUGAAUAAGUUGGAUGUGAAUGCUGAGGCAGCUGAGAUUGCCCUGCAGGAGGCCACAGAGGCUCGGCUAAAAGGCCUGGACGAGCAGCUUGAUGAUCUACAGACCAAGUUUGCUCGCCUGCUGGCCGAGCUGGAGUCCAGCGCACUGAAGAUCGCUUACCGCAUCGAAAGGCUGGAGUGGCAGACUCGAGAAUGGCCAAUGCCAGAGGACAUAGCUGAGGCUGAUGAUGAGGCUGAGCCUGGCGAAGGAACUUCCAAGGAUGGAGAGGGAAAGGCUGGCCAGGAGAAACCCAUAGGCAAAGAAUGACCUCAUCCUGACCUCCGGAAUCCCAGCUCAAGUGAAUCCAGAGUGGCAGGAAAGCCUGCCUGCAGAAACUGCCAUCUUAGUUGCUGGGCCACAGAAACAUAGGCCUGUCUAUGCCUAGCUAGAGAUGUGGGCUAUAGCAUGCAUCUGUCCCUCACUCACAUACACGCACAUGCACGUUCAUGGGCACACUGGCUCAAGACUGAGUGCCACGUUAAAUGUUUCUGUCUUCUGCACACAUGCAUUCUCAUAAGCAUAACCACGAUCACAGAGAACCACGAGUGAGUGCUGGGAGCCCUGGUCCAUUUAAAGGAGGUCUACUGAAAUAGGACGAAGACAGUGUUGGAGCUACAGGGAAAGAAGGCUGAUAUCAUUUCUGAACUGCAUUCGCUCGAGGUCACCAUUUCAGCUGCUUCAGGGCAUGGCCAGACUUCAGGUUUGAGCUGUGCCAGGCGGUAUUUUAAAAUGAACCUGGUGUGUAACUAGGGUGUAACAGGAUGAUAAGUGUCAUCAUCAGAAGAUAUUGAGGGUUACUGCACUUUAAAACAUUUU
Molecule: messenger RNA, 2299 nt
Organism: Psammomys obesus (fat sand rat)
Lineage: Eukaryota; Metazoa; Chordata; Mammalia; Rodentia; Muridae
Gene: Cnga4
Product: cyclic nucleotide gated channel subunit alpha 4
Exons: 6
Coding region: 23-1750 (575 amino acids)
Biological process (GO): monoatomic cation transmembrane transport
Cellular component (GO): plasma membrane; intracellular cyclic nucleotide activated cation channel complex
Molecular function (GO): cGMP binding; intracellularly cGMP-activated cation channel activity; protein-containing complex binding
Source: RefSeq, a predicted model, not a curated record